Messenger RNA from Capronia epimyces CBS 606.96, 2607 nucleotides. RefSeq lists its product as uncharacterized. The coding region runs from base 1 to 2607 and encodes 868 amino acids. The transcript has a single exon. The record is from RefSeq and is a predicted model, not a curated record. NCBI's taxonomy places the organism in Eukaryota, Fungi, Ascomycota, Eurotiomycetes, Chaetothyriales, Herpotrichiellaceae.
AUGGAUCAUCUUCCGCUACCUCCAAAUCCGGUGAUUGGAUCGCUUCCCGUCCCAUAUCUCUGCCAUGAGACAUAUGAUGGGGGUUCGUUCCUCACCUACCCUGUUCGAACAGGCUGGAAUGUGACCGAGGAACAGUGGCCUGAAACUCUGUCUCGUUAUGGCGAAGAAGUUCAUGGAGAAGUUCAGAUCGCGUCCUUCCUUCAAACAUGGCUCUACUUUGGCUUGCUGUCCGAGAUCACUGGCUAUGCCAUCGAUGCUGCAGCUUUCAGAGCCCCCGGACGUACUAGAAGUACCGCUUGGCUCUCGUCAAAGUCUCUACCGGACAUUGUGGGCCAGUGGUCUCUCGAAUCAAUGACUCUCCAAUGUGAAGUCGAUGAGAGCCUUCGCCGCAGGCUCGGUAAGGAUAUUGGACUGGUCCAUCCGGUGCAAGACUGGGUUUCAAAACGAGCUGAUAUUGUUGAUGUGGCUGAAGCCACAUGGUCUCGGGUUGUUGAAGCAUAUCAAGACAAGAUGACGGACACGCUCAGUCUCGUACUCCUAAGUAUUGCUGCGUUGGGAGACUACCUCAGUCAAGCCCUCGCCGAUAUAGCUCGUGCCAGGGGUGUCGACGAUGGUGAUGGCACUCCAGCAACCCUCUGGUUACUGCCCGAGAGUGUCUGUCGGCCUCUGGUGCGCAGAUUGCCAAGCUGGUGUCCCAACAAAUUACAUGGCCUGAUCAACACCCAGGGCUGCACAAUCGGGGUGUUGUGGUAUAUAGCAAAUCUCCAGCCACCGAAAGUACGCGACAACCAUAGCAAGUGCAGUGCUGAGCAAUGCAAUUCGUUGCAUAUCAAUCAAGACAACUACAAAGUCCAGCAUACUACAGCAGACUGCAGCUGUGGCCUCAAGUGCCCCUCAACAAAGGAAAUGGGAAGCAUCGUGCGCCGGGGCUCUAUUGCAUUAUUCACCGUCCAGCGUGAUAUGGGAGAGGUCAUGUUAUCAGUCCAGGAUGAGAAGCGAACCAGGAACUACGUUGCAAUAUCUCAUGUUUGGGCAGACGGCCACGGCAAUCUCCAGGCCAACUCGCUCCCUACAUGCGUGCUGGAAAAAUUGCAGCACGAUGUCGAUGCGCUGGGGAUUUCAAACUCGCGAGUUAAGCAUACCCCAAUCUGGAUGGACACGAUCUGUCUACCACGCUUUCCGCUGGAGCUCCGAAGAAACGCUCUGCUCCGACUCAGCGAUGUCUUCUUGAAAGCCGGCGGCGUCCUCGUCUUGGAUUCCUAUCUUCAGUCCUCAGAUUCGAGGGACAUGUCUCCCGUUGAAAUCGUGGCCCGAAUCUCAAUCUCAGGCUGGACUGCUAGGCUGUGGACCUACUCUGAAGGCCGGCUAGCAAGACGCGUAUGGUUCCAGUUUCGUGACAGGGCAAUUGAUUUCUAUGAGCUCAUGAACAACUGGCACAAGGAGCUCGAGUCACGUAUCCCUGCAAAUCCCUUGACCAGCGUUUCCUACAACGUGGCGGCUCUGCACUCGGCAACGAAUCUUCUCGAAAGUGGCCGAGAGGGAGGUGAGUUGCUAGAACUUGGCCAGAUCAAGAUAGCCCUCACUUCGAGGCAGACCAGCUGGCCAAGUGACGAGGCCUUGUGCCUUGGUGCGCUUCUUCGACUGGACUUGUCCAGCAUCGUUGAAGCCGAGGACAGUAACAAGAUGGCGGCUUUCUGGCGACAAGUGACCUCGGUGCCGGUUGACCUGAUCUUCACCAAGUGCUCGCCAAAACUUGAACAUCUUGGCUGUCGAUGGGCUCCGGCUAGUUUACUGGGUGGCACCAAUCCAGAUCUCGCGAAACUAGCUUUCGUGAACCCCCUUAUAAUCGCCGGUCACUAUAUCAAGUGUACAGACGUCGGCCUCGAGUUCGCCGUGGAUAUGGGCCUUCCUGUCGCAGCGCUGUUGCCCCUUUCAUCUUCAUCAAACACGGGAAACAGAACGCUAGAGUCAAAGCGCAACUUUAUCAACAUGUGCCGCCAACCCACUGCAUCCGCAGCCGGCAAAACCGUCAUGCUGAGAGGCGACGAUGGAAGCUGGUACAGCGGUGCGGUCGACAACCUCUGGCAUGGAACACCGAUAAUACCUGACUGCGAGCACGAGAUGCCUGUGUUGUUCGUGAGAGUUCGAAACACACUUACCAAUAUGAGGGAGCAGAACGACCGGAAAGUAUGGGAACGAUACCCGGCAAUCUUCGCAACGUACAAAGCGUCGAAAGAGCCUCUUUGUGCGAGAGCACACACCCAUUUAUCCUUGACUAGGCUUGACACAGAAACAUGGUGGUCUUUCGACACUCUUUCUCGACAUGCUCGCGCAUUCCAGAAGAAGUGCCGACGAGGAGGGUCUUUUAUGCCAGAAGACGAGGACCAGAUGCUGGAUAGCAUAACGGUGUGGAUGCAAGCUACUCAGGCCGAAGAAGCGCUGAAUGCCCUCGUGGCCAGCAUCCUGCCUUGUGAACCGUUGGGUACAGUGAUCGAAUCCGGACUGACACUGUGCGCACGAUACAUUUACUACUUCUGCUUAGUCGGAGAGUGGUACAAGUUCAGGAAUUCGGAUCCCCUUGCCGGAAUCAGGUGGUGCAUCGAUUGA